CGUCUACGGCACCGACGCGGCGCCACCACUGGCGGCUAUAUAUUUACUUUGUUAGUCCUCUUCAUUUCUCCACAUUAUUUUUUUUUCUUUUUCCCCAAUUUUUCCAUCUCUCCAGAAACCGCCAUACCCAUCUCGCCGGCGGCCGCCACAAUCGCAGUUUCUUUAUUUUUCAUGGAGAAUUACCAGAUGUUCUUCCCUUGCCCCGGCGGCGCUCUGCCGCCUUAUCAUCCCGAUCUGCCGUCCGCCAUGGACGCCGCGGCUGCUGCGUCUCCCGUUUUUGCCGGUUUUCACGGCGGCGAUCUCCGUUCAGGUGGGUUUUUGGGGCUGAAGACAGAGGUCGAUGCGGCAGCGGCGGCGAUGGCCGUGGUCGACGCCGACGGUAAUGGCAGCGAGAAUUACCAGAUCAGCUGUGACGGCGGCCAUGAAGAAGGAGAAGUGAAAUUGAGCAAAAAGAAAGGGGAGAAGAAGGUGAGGAAACCAAGAUAUGCAUUUCAGACAAGGAGCCAAGUUGACAUUCUUGACGAUGGCUAUCGUUGGAGAAAAUAUGGUCAAAAAGCUGUCAAAAACAACAAGUUUCCCAGGAGCUAUUAUAGGUGCACACACCAAGGGUGCAAUGUGAAGAAGCAAGUGCAAAGGCUAACAAGAGAUGAAGGAGUGGUGGUGACAACUUAUGAAGGCAUGCACACCCACCCCAGUGACAAGCCCUCAGACAACUUUGAACAAAUCUUGAGUAGAAUGCAAAUUUACAGCACUCCUUUCUGAGAAAUUAUUAUUGAUGAUCUUCCAUGAUUUUUGAUGAAGAACAAGAAGAAGAAGAAGAAGAAGAUCAAGAAGAAGCUUUAAAAGAAAGCCUCACCAUGGAAUCCAAUCAUUAGUUGCUACUUGGGGAUCAUGUAAUUAGAACAAAGGCUGUUUUUUGUUUUUGUUUUUGUUCUUGUUAUUUUUGUAGAAAUUAAUAAAGUCUAUGCACAAGGCAGCUAGCUGGUAAUAAAUAAUAUAUGUUUGAAGAUAUGAUAUGAAACAUAUAUCCAUCGUUUGUUUCUUUUU
Messenger RNA from Momordica charantia (bitter melon), 1047 nucleotides. It is a transcript of the gene WRKY45, whose product is annotated as WRKY DNA-binding protein 45. The record is from RefSeq and is a predicted model, not a curated record. Lineage: Eukaryota; Viridiplantae; Streptophyta; Magnoliopsida; Cucurbitales; Cucurbitaceae. Gene Ontology annotation, molecular function: DNA-binding transcription factor activity; sequence-specific DNA binding. Gene Ontology annotation, biological process: regulation of DNA-templated transcription.